This is a messenger RNA of Micromonas commoda, 1719 nucleotides long. RefSeq lists its product with no specific name. The record is from RefSeq and is a predicted model, not a curated record. The transcript has a single exon. The coding region runs from base 1 to 1719 and encodes 572 amino acids. Gene Ontology annotation, biological process: protein secretion. Gene Ontology annotation, molecular function: GTPase activator activity; guanyl-nucleotide exchange factor activity; protein binding. Gene Ontology annotation, cellular component: endoplasmic reticulum membrane. Lineage: Eukaryota; Viridiplantae; Chlorophyta; Mamiellophyceae; Mamiellales; Mamiellaceae.
AUGGCCAGACGGAAACCCCCCGCGCCGAACGUCAAGAAGUUCGGCGCGCCCCUCUACGCCUCCGCGUGGAUCGACGAUCGCGUCGCGCUCGUCGCCGGCGGCGGCGGCAAGAAGAGCAGCGGCAUCCCGAACCGGGUGAUGCAAGCCUCGUUCGACUCCGUCGAGCUCACCGAGCCCCUCGCCUCCGUGCACACCGACGAGACCGCGCCGCAGGUGCUGUGCGCGCACCCCUACGGCGCCGAGCUCCUCGUCGCCUUCUCCGGCGACGUCGCCGUGUACGUCGUCACCGCCAACGACGCGUCCACGCAGCUCGCCGAGACGGAGGAGUCGGACGCGCCCCCGCCCGAGGCGUCCGCGCCGUACCGGAUCUCGCCAAGGGAUCUCGACGAUGCGUCGGGCACCGCGACGCGCGUGACGCUCGCGACGUGCGACGUCAAGUGCGCGGCGUUCUCCCCGGACGGCGCGUCCCUCGCGGUGGGCCUGGAGAGCGGCGAGGUGCGAUUGUUCGCGUGGCCGACGCUCGAGCCCUCGGAGGUGCGAUUGGACGGAUCGCACGCCGACGCCGUCAACGGAGUGGCGUUUUCCCCCGACGGGACACAGCUGUUGUCCACAUCUUCCGAGACGGUCAAGGACGGGCGCGGGCCUAUCGUGUGGAACGUAUCGACCGGGGCGAAAGUCGCGACGCUGGUGGACGAGGGAAGGGAAAAGGCUGCGGGAAAGGCCAGGUUCGGUCGCCAGUACCGAUUCUGCGGUUUCACCCCGUGCGGCGCGUUCGCGCUCACCGGGCUCAACGACGGCGGCGAGGGCCACGUGUGCAAAUGGGCGUGCGACACGUGGAAGCCCCUCGGCACCGCGCGACGGGUGACGCGCGAGCCCCUGAGCGCCAUGGCGUUCGAUCCCACGGGCCGCACGGUGGCGUGCGGCAACUCGGAAGGUCACGUCCUGAUCGUCGACGUCAAGACGCUGGCGAUUAAAAAAACGAUCCGGGGCGCGCACAUGAUCUUCGUCACCACGAUGGCGUACUCGCCAGACGGCUCCACGGUGCUCAGCGGCAGCGCCGACGCCUCCGCGUGCUGCACCGUCGUGUCGCGAAAGCGUACCGGGGCCGGGGGUACUAACGGCGGCGCGUGGAACGACGUGGCGGAGAAGGCGUACGCGUUGCUGGUCGCCGCGGUACUCGCGUGGCUCUUCUUCACGGUGGGGAGGCUGGCGGCGCGGCUGCAAACCGCCGCGAUCGGGCCGGACGCGAACGGCGGCGCGGGCGGGGACGUCGAGCGCAUCGACAUGCUCGCCGGUCUCAAGUACGGCGACAUCAAGCGCCUCGCGGCGGACGUGCGGCGGCGACGGGAGGCGGGCGGUGACUCACCGGGCGGUGACGCCUCGGCGCCAGCUGUGAACGACGAAUCGCACAAGCCGACGCCGGACGACACCGAGCGCCUCUUCGCGGACGAGGACCCGACGCCCUACGAGUGCGUCGACGGGGAGAACAUCCGGUGCGAGGACGUGCUGACGGAGCCCGAGGCGUGGGAGAUGCGCGUGAAGAAGAAGGGGGCGGGCGGCGACGACGACGGGCAAACGCACACAAAGCCGAAGUCGAGGGAGGAUGCGCGAGCCGCGACGUUUGAGGCGGUGCCGAGCGAAGCGAUGGAGACUGGGGACGGUCGAGUGCCAAGUCUCGGGGCGCCGGGUUGGGGGGAUCGUACGAGGGACGAGCUGUGA